Molecule: messenger RNA, 5331 nt
Organism: Nasonia vitripennis (jewel wasp)
Lineage: Eukaryota; Metazoa; Arthropoda; Insecta; Hymenoptera; Pteromalidae
Product: GATA zinc finger domain-containing protein 14
Exons: 11
Coding region: 293-4465 (1390 amino acids)
Source: RefSeq, a predicted model, not a curated record
CAGAAGCCCGUGUGCGCGCGUGUAGCGCUGGCGUCAUUGUUUAAAAACAAAAAUAUCCGUUAUAUUUAUGCCGAAAGUGAACUGCCGCUUUGCAGUACAAUGAGUACAUGCGUCAUCCAUCAGUUGCGGUUUUUGCGCGGAUAAAGGUGACAGACGUGAGUUUUGUGAUGGUGCCUUCCCUGAUCCCUCCAAAAGUAUGAAAAUAGGUUAUGGGACUUAACGAUACAUCAGUUUUGUUGUGAUAUUGUUUGGCCGACUGAUUGAAUCGUGAAAGUUAGAAUUUCUUUAAAAAAUGGCUCAACGAAGAAGUAGAAAUCGGCGUUCAUCCGCUCGUAGAUCGAGCAAUGUAUCUUGCUUCCUCGAUGAUAACACAAAUAUCAUUGAUAACAAUGAUCCGCAAUGGUACAAUAGAACAAUUUUACGUCCAUCAACAUCAUUUGUCUUGACAAAAACUGCUAGUUCUAUACUAAAUCCUGAUUCGAUGGCCGAUGAAACUCAAAUGUCAAAUAAUUGGUAUAAAAAUCUUUCAAGAUCAGAAAGCUCCAAGCUGAUGGAAGAAAUUGUUAGAACUAAAGUCAACAAUCGAAAUAAUGAGUCAGUUGAUAGUACUCGCGUUGAACCAGUAACAGAAUCAGAAAGUGAAACUGAAUCUCAAAGAAAACGUACAAAAUUAAGAGUGAAUCAAAAAAAGGUCAAUAUGAGUGACAAAAGUAAUGUUUUCUCGAGAGCUUUGGAAAAGACUACGGAAUCGCACACAAGAAAUUUAACUGUUCAAAUGCCAGAGGGAAGUGAAAGCGAAUCAACCAAUGAUGAUUCAAGAACUAUUAAGAGAAUAAAACCAGCACUUUUUAGGAAUAAUAAACGUUCAAAAGAAAACAGUAACUUUGAUGAUCUUUUUCAUAGUGAUAGUACAAUUGAAAACUUACAGGCAAGUACCAGAAAUUCCAGGUCUUCUUUAAAAAGAAAGAGUAAGGAACUCAUUGUACAUACAUCAACUCCAGAGGUAGCUCAUAAGUUUAAAAAAACACAACUUGAAAAAUUAGACGAAGUUGAUUCUACUCAAUUUGAAAAGAGCGGAUCUGUGAAUAAAACUUUAGAUAAGACUUUACUUGUAACACCUGUAAGAGAACUUCGUAACAGAAGUAUUCUUGGAACAUCUACAAAUAAAACUCCAAUAAAAUCAUCGCAAAAGCAAGCUGGUAGCGCAACUGUAUAUGAUUCAGUAGACAUGAGCCUUACUAUUGUAGAAAAUAAAUCCCAAAAGAAGAGAGCUGCUCUAUUUUCACAAGAAUCUAAAACUAACAAUGACAAAAAUUUAUUUGAUGAGAUUUUUGAUGAUGAAGAUGAUGACGAUGAACCAAAUCCAAGCUUGGAAAAUGAAUUAGUAAAAGAUGCAUCUUCUGGAAAAACACAAGAACAAAAUCCAGAUGAUAAUCGUGAAGCCAAUGAAAGUGAAACAUCGUCUAUUCCAAAAUAUAUUAGGAGAACGCGGUCUGUUGUAUUAAGAAAAUUAAAUAGUGAAUCUGAAGAUAAAGGCAUUUUUGACAGUCAAAGAGAAAAUAAUGAAAAUCACGAAAAAACUAAUGAGGAAGAAAAUGGAAAAUCUCGUCAAUCAUUAAAACAAGGUCAAGACCACAAUGCAUCUUGGCGAUCACUCAGAGCUAGUCAAACCAUUAAUAAUUCGAGAAAUGUAACAAAAUCUCAAAGUGAAUUAAUUAGUAACAAAUCAUUUGACCACACAAACAGAACAGCUCCCGAUGUAACUUUGAAUAGAAAAAGCUACGAAACUUCAUCUGGGUCAAAAGUGAUUGAGAAAGCAAAACAUUUACCAUAUGAAUCAUCAGAUGAUGAAGAUAUAAUUAAUGUAUCAAAAUCUACUAAAGCAUCAGCCGCACAGAAUGAUGCUGAACAUGAAGAAUCUCGUGACUCAUUAAAGCAUGGUAAAGGUCCCAGCGAAUCUCAGAGAUCAUUGAGAGACAGGCAAAGCAUUAACAAUUCGCGAAAUUUAUCUGAAACUCAAAGUAUAUUAAAUAGUAAUAAAUCACUUAACAAGACAAACACUGCAACUUUUAAUCAAAGUUUGAUUAACAAAGGGAAUAAAAAUUCAUCAAGUUCAAAAGCGCUUGAAAAAACAAAACACGUAUCGUACAAAUCGUCAGAUGAUGAAGAUACAAUAAAUACGUCAAAAUCCAAAAAAUCUAUAGAAGCUCAGGGCAAGACCACAAAAUCGUUCAGUCAACACGAAGCUCCGACAUCCGACCUAACAUUCGAUCAAUUUCAAAAAUCACCUAAACCUUCUAAUAAAUCUUCACGAAAAUCCAAAAAUGCGCAAGAUAGUGUUGAUGAACAUGCAGAUAAUGAACGUGGAAAUACGAUAACUCCGGAACUAACAAAUAAAUCACGUUCACGUUUGUUCAAAAGUAGGACUAAAGUAUCUGAUGGCGAAAACGCAUUCGACAAAAUUUUAGAUACUGAGAAUUCAGCUGCUUCAGAAAAAUCCAAAUUGAUAAAUGUACAGCGAUCUUCAGGAAGUCUACACUCAAAGAAGUCGAUGCAGUCUCUAAAUGACACUAGAACUUCUUCCAAAUCUGUCAACAAGUCAGUAUUAAAUCAUUCCGAAAAUAGUUUUCAGGCUAAUAAAUCCGUGGCGAAUGAGAACACCCGAAACAACAGUCAACAAGACGAAAGUGAAGACGAAACCUCGACAAUACCUAAUCACAUCAGACGAACGAGAUCACGAUUGUUCCAAAGAUCGGAGAUUGUGGAAAACAAUGCGUUCGACGAUGUUUUGAAUGCUGGAAUUUCAGAAGCCAACCAAUCAUCUCAGAAUAACAGUCAAUCACAGAAAUCUCAGAGCUUGAAACUGAGUGUAUCACAAGAUUCGAACAAAACGUUGCAAAGAAGUAUUUCUCAUCUGCGUGAAGCCAAAAAACAGUAUUCACAGACCCUUAAUAAGCAACAAGUAAUGUUACAGAGGGUUGAAUCUCCGAAAGCAUCAGGCGAUUCGUGUAAUGAUAGCUUAAAGGAAAACCACCGCGCCAACAAUUUUCAAAAAUCAACCAAGAAAUCAAAUCCGUCAAUGAACAAGGGCAAUCCAACAAUAAGUGAUUUAAGUCAGUCAAAUGUAGUGGAUGGCAAUAGUCCUAAAAAUUUAACGAAUGCUAGUAAUAGGGCGGGAGAACAAAGUUUCGAAAAAUCUAAUGCACCGCAUGCAGAUAUCGAAGAAAAUACGAAUAAUGAGGGUGUCCCUAGUCGACCUAGCUCGAUUGAAAAUUCCAGCGAUGGAACGCCGAAAUCAAAGCCGAAUAAAAAUUUAACAACUCACAUUCCCGAGAAAUCAAUAAAUGAAGAUUACCUAAGCGACGAUCUGUUACAUACUCCGAAUCCGGCGCAAUCUACUCUAAAAAUAAGCGGCAAGCGCAUCACACAAUUUGCCUUAAGAAACAGUAUUAUAAAUGAGAUCGAUUCGCCUCAAUCACCCACUUCCUCGAAUCGCGAUCCUUCUCCACCUGCCGCAAAUUCUGUCGUAGCCAACGAGAUAGGAGAACCACAAAGGGAAAAAGAAAUUGACGAUAAUGAAGACGAAGAUGUUGAGGUGGAUAUUAUAAAUAAUAGCGACGUCAGUGAAUAUCCAAUGCUCACAAGACACCUAAACGAUAUACCUUAUGAAGCAGAAAAAUCGACCUCCGAGGAGGAAGCCGCACCAUUUUUAAGCGCUGGACCUUUGACUUCAAAAGCGACCAAAACUAAAGCUAAUCAAAAAAACACCUCUACCAUUGACGAGUCGGUCUGGGUCGAAGUAAAGAAAAAGACUGAUGCGUUGAAAGUCAUCAUGGAGACACAGAAGAAACAUCAAGAGGCGAUUCAACGUGAACGUGAACGCGAGAAAGCUCGGACCGAGGCGAAACUCAAACGAGCAAUGGCACAGCGCGCGGCAGAGUUGAAGAAGCAACGAAAGAAGCCGAUCGAUAAAGCGUAUUACGUUAACGGCAAACUGUACAAACAACCAAAGCUACCUGUACCCAAGAAAUGGGUCACUGACCGGCUCUACAAGUAUCUCUGGAAGCACAUGGAGCCGAAGUUUGGUCUCAACACUAGGGUUCAAUCAGAGAAAUUCGUGAUGAAGCUAUCGAAUGUAUUUACUGUAGUCACCAGGAGAGAGAUGUACGAGAAUUACAAAGAAGAUGUAGACGAUCUGAUGGUCAGCAUGGCCGAGUUAGGGAUCAUUAAGGACAGGUAUGAUUUUUAUAGGUUUUGUAGAGAGUACAUGCCCUACUCAUUUAGGAUAAAGGUGGUACCUAUGCAGUUGCCAGGUAAUUUGAGGAACAUACCUUAUGAGCCAGAGCUGGUUCACAAACCUAUUCUACCUGAUAGAAGCGGUAGUUACGAAUCUCGAAGCAAUAGUAACAGCAAUAGCAGAAGUAAUGACGAGAAUGCAAGUGGAAGUUCUAGUGAGAGUGAAUAAUGAGAUGAGAGUAAUUUUCAUUUGAUCAAUUGUUAAAUAUUAAUGUUAUAUCGUUAAUGGGUGAUUAGAAAUGUAUGCAAAGCAGUGACGUUGAUUAUUGCGCUUAUAACAGCCACUAUGCUAGAAUAGGCAAUAUGCUAGAUCUGGAAUUGGUUUGUUUCAAAUAGUAUUAUAUUAGAUUGCUGCUGCAGAAAAUUUGAUGGCUAAAAUAUAAUUAAAUAAUAAUAAUUUUUCUGCAACCAUAAAAUUGAAUAAAAGAGGUAGGAAUCUUGUAAGCCGGUAUUAGCUAUAAAGUGUAAUAAUUUUAUCAUUUUUUCUACAAAAAUUCAAUUGUGACCUUCUUUAUUCAUAAUCAUACAUUCAUAUGAUUAUAAAUGCAAAGCUAUUGAAAUUGAAUGUUUUUGUUGUCUAUACUCUUUAUCUAAAUUAUUUUACUUCAUCAUGAUGUGCACUUGUUCAACAGGCUUAUGUACAAAAUCGUAUCGCUUUUAAAUGUAUCAAAAUGCGUAAUAUUACAAUGGAUAUUAUAAAUGAGUUAAUUCUAUCAAACAAUAGAAUUAUUAUUAAUCAAAUCAAAUUUAAUGAAUGCAUUGAAUCUAACGUAUAGAUAUAAAUCUAAUGAGCUCCACAUCUUGGAAAGUUUUUGGGCACAUUUGGAAAGUCUUCGUGUUUGCCAACUUUGACUAACAGUGCCAUGCCAUCGUUCGCGUGCUGAUCAUAGUGACAGUGCAGGCAGCAGUAUCCUAAAACAAUAGCUCUUUUGUAAAUACAUUUCUUUGUUGAUUGUUUCUUAUCUUCCCCUGUUACUGUAAAAUGUAUGAUUAAUAUACAAAUCUCUAUAAAUUUAUUUUUUUCUACAUUUUAAA